Messenger RNA from Racocetra persica, 650 nucleotides. NCBI's taxonomy places the organism in Eukaryota, Fungi, Glomeromycota, Glomeromycetes, Diversisporales, Gigasporaceae. The record is from the annotation of a GenBank genome assembly.
UUAUCAAAGAAGGCACAUAUUCUAAUAAAUCAUUAUUAGCACAUACUAUUCCGCCAAAUAAAUAUCAAAUUCCCGACAAUUAUACAAUAGAAACUACUUGGGUAAAUAUAAAAGGGGAAGGAAGACAACGUCAAAUUAAUACUAACAAAGAGAUUCGUAAGGAAGCCAGAAAGAAGUUACUGAAUCAUUUAGCAACAUGUCGAGACGCUUACAUACCAGAGAGUUUAAAUAAGAUCAACAGAAGAAUUGACGAUUUAUUAAUAAAUGAAUAUGAAAAAUUGAAAAAACAACUUGAAACAUCGCAAAAAAAGCUCGAAAAAUUGCAAGAACAAUUAAAUAAUGCGAUGAAGAGGGAAGAAAGAUUAGUGUCAGAAGCGUCAGAAGAAGCGAAAGGAUCGUUUCAAGAACAAAUAAAUAAGGUAUUGAGAAGAUUGUCAUUAAAGGAAAGAAGAGAAACUGAUGAACUAAGAAGGAAAAUGGAUGAUUUAAGAAAGGGAAUGGAUGAAAUAAAGAGGAAAAUAGACGAUAAUGAGAGAUCCAUAGAAACUGGCCUUUUUGAGGCCAUUGGUAGAGGUUUGGAUAAACUGAUAGAAUUAUCAUCAGUAUUAGUAGGAAUAAAAUUUGAUGUUAGCAAUUGCCAAAUUUUGUAA